AGAAGCUCGCGCUCGGCUCAGGUACAGCAGCGCAUCACGCACACGCUGAGAGAUAUUUAUAGCAGCUCCCAGGGAAGCUGCAGCGCGCGCGCAGAUAAGGCUCGAGGCAACAAGCUUGAAGGCGGACAAGAAGAAGCGCAAUGAAACCGUUCUCCUCCAUGUUGGUGUUCGGGGCCGCGGUGCUCGCGCUGAGCAGCGCCGCGGCGCCCGGGACGGACGCGGGGAUCUCCUUCGAGUACCAUCGCUACGAGGAGCUGCGGAAGGCGCUGGUGUCCGUGUGGCUGCAGUGUCCCACCAUCACGCGCAUCUACACCAUCGGCGAGAGCUUCGAGGGCCGAGAGCUGCUCGUGCUGGAGAUGUCGGACAACCCGGGAACGCACGAACCUGGUGAACCUGAGUUUAAAUACAUCGCCAACAUGCACGGCAACGAGGCAGUGGGCAGAGAGCUGCUCAUCUACCUGGCUCAGUACCUUUGUAACCAGUAUCAGCAAGGCAACGAGACCAUUAUUGACCUCAUCCAGAACACUCGGAUCCAUCUCAUGCCCUCCAUGAACCCUGAUGGGUUUGAGAAGGCGGCCUCACAGCCUGGUGAGAUCAAAGACUGGUUUGUGGGCCGCACGAACGCUCAGGGCGUGGAUCUGAACCGCAACUUUCCCGAUCUCGAUCGCAUCAUCUACAUUAACGAGAGGGAGGGCGGAGUCAACAACCACCUGCUGCAGAACAUGAAGAAGGCUGUGGAUGAAAACACAAAGUUGGCUCCAGAGACAAAGGCUGUGAUCCGUUGGGUCAUAGACAUCCCCUUCGUCCUCUCUGCUAACCUGCAUGGAGGCGAUGUUGUGGCCAACUAUCCAUACGAUGAAACUCGCAGCGGAUCUAACCAUGAGUACAGCGCCAGCCCCGAUGAUGAGAUGUUCAAGUCCCUGGCUAAAGCUUACUCCAUGUACAACCCUGUCAUGUCUGAUCCUCAUCGACCCACUUGUCGCAAAAACGAUGACGACUCCAGUUUCAAGGAUGGCAUCACUAAUGGUGGCGCAUGGUACAGCGUGCCGGGAGGUAUGCAGGAUUUCAACUAUCUCAGCAGCAACUGUUUUGAGAUCACUUUGGAGCUCAGCUGUGACAAGUUUCCCAAUGAGGACACGCUUAAAACCUACUGGGAGCAGAACCGCAACUCCCUCGUCAGCUACAUCGAGCAGGUUCACCGUGGCGUCAAGGGCUUCGUUCGUGAUCUUCAGGGAAACCCCAUUUCCAACGUCACCAUCUCUGUGGAGGGCAUUGAGCAUGACAUCACCACAGCCAAAGAUGGAGACUAUUGGCGCCUUCUGGCUCCAGGGAAUUACAAAGUGGCAGCCACUGCUCCAGGAUACUUGACCGUCAUUAAGAAGGUGGCUGUUCCCUACAGCCCUGCAACAAGGGUGGACUUUGAGCUGGAGUCUCUGAUGGAGAGGAAGGAGGAGGAGCGGGAGGAGCUGAUGGACUGGUGGAAAAUGAUGUCAGAGACUCUGAACUUCUGAAGCGCUGUUGAUAAUUGUAGCGUCUACACACUGAUGUAAUAUAUUCAUUCUGUGUGUUCGUUCACUAGAAAGAGAAUCUGCUGACUUUUUGGUCUCAUUUCCACCGCUAAUUGAUUUGAUGACAUUGUUUGCCUCAUAACUCCUGUAGAUUGAAUAUCCUGCACAUUUUGGAAGACAAAGGAGGAUUUAGUUUGGUGGCAAUGAGACUGGUGUUUGUUUCUGUGAUAUUUAUUGUAUUUUUUUUGUGACUGGUAACCAUGGCGCUCAUCUAUAUAACCAAUGAAAGGCUGAGUAUUCAUGUAGAAAAGCUCUGUCUGUACAAAUUCUUCUUUUUCUCUUGUUUUAAAUGUCUCCGUUUCUCCAGGCCUUAGUACAAAAACACAACAGUACAAACUUUUUCACUUCUUAUCAACUGUAAACACACAUUCUGAUACGUAUUCAUCAUGUCUCUGUUUCGUGAUAUA
Molecule: messenger RNA, 1975 nt
Organism: Nematolebias whitei (Rio pearlfish)
Lineage: Eukaryota; Metazoa; Chordata; Actinopteri; Cyprinodontiformes; Rivulidae
Gene: cpe
Product: carboxypeptidase E
Exons: 9
Coding region: 141-1511 (456 amino acids)
Biological process (GO): proteolysis
Molecular function (GO): zinc ion binding; metallocarboxypeptidase activity
Source: RefSeq, a predicted model, not a curated record